CAGGACCUGCGCAUCGUCUCUCCAGAGGCAGACAGUGGUUUUUUGGGGUCAGAAACCAGCAGGACAUCUCUGGCACAGGUGCCCAAGCACCAGUUGAUAAAGAUGAGGUCCUACAGCAUCCAGAGACCUUCAUCUACAAUCGAUAUGCCUCCCCGCUCACCAUCCUCAAAGAAAGCCCCAGGGGUGGUGAAGCAGCUGGGACCAGACACAUCAUCUGGACAAGGGAAGCCCAAUGCUGGGAGAAACAGAUGCACCUUGGCGAAAAGAAACCCCAUCCAGAAGACCUCUCCCUGCAGGUGGACAAAUGAAAUGGAGCCGGAAGACAAUGAGAACUUUCACCCUGACUCCGAGACAGAAACCGAGACCCAGGGGGGGACCAGUCUGGAUGGGAGCCCUCCACCCCAUGGGAGAGAUUCCCCCGGUUCGUCCCCCAUUUGUUCUAACGUGGCCCAGGCUCACCACAAGAACUUUCUUCAUUCACGCUUGGAACGAGAUGAAGCCAUUGAAGCUUUGCAACAUGAAGUUUCUCGGUUGCGCCAAAGUCUAGAAGAGUCCCUCCAUCGGCAAUCUUCUCCUGCCCAUCCACUUAGAGCCCAGGACACAGCUCACCUUUAUCCACGGGUCACUCCAGCAGGAACUUCAAGGAAAAGCGUGGUGGAAUCGGAUGGAUCCUUUCUGACCACUGAACCAAAAGGAAGAACCCCAAAGCCAUCUUUGGCUCCACGUGGAUGCGAGUUGGACUUCAAUCCCUCCGAGUCAGACGACGCACUGUUAAAGUUGCAGAAUGGAAAACGCCACAAAACUCCCAGGAUGAGAUCUUCCAAACCAUGCACUGUCCAGGGACCUUACACAGGGACACAGUAUCCCAUUUCCACUCCAGAGACUCAAGAUCCCAAGAGACUCCAAACGUCCGCUCUCGGUCACCCGAAUGUCCAGUUGCAACAUGGAGAAGAUUCUGCUGGUCACUUGGCUGAAAAGGAAAUUAAAGGUUCCCCGAGGGAUGGAUCCAGACCUUCUAAGCAAAGAGCAACCGAAGGAUGGUUGUGUCCCUCAUGUAAGGACUCUUCAAACUCCAGGAACAAAGACAUAGCCGGAGCAGGUGACCGCAAGGAGAACGCUCCAGAAGAAAGCUCUAGAACGCAACCAAAGCUCAACCAACAGCAGCAACCAAAACAGGCAGGCCUGUGGUACUUGGCGCUGCCGCCCGCAGCUACCUCUAUGAAUUACAUCCCAGCUAUUCCCUUGGCACAAUACCCGGUCUCAUCCAUCAUCUAUCCUCCACCCCCCGUCGCUACCUCAAUCUCUUCGCUCGCCCUCCCGGCUUUCGAUUCCGCCCGGCCGCCAGCCACUGAGUGGAAGACCUCACGGGCGCAUCUCCGGGAGUAUCACUGCUGCUCCAGGACUGUCUUCCCUUCCGCCAGUUUGGAAGACUUGAACUGGACUUUGAACCGAGCCGUGGAAGCGGCGAAGGACAUGAAGUUCACCACCGAACAGAUGAACAAGUCUCUAAGCUGGGCCUUACGGAAAGCCAGGAGUCCCAGAACCUCCUGCCUCUUUUGAUCGGGAUGGACCGAAGAGAGAGGAGAAAGCCACCGGAACGGGGAUGACCACCGAUUAAAGGGAUUGAGUUGCUUGCUCGCUGGUUUUGUUGGUAUUUGAGUGCCAAAGAAGAACCCCGCAACUCCUCCGUUGACUGGGGAGAAUGACGUAUCCUCGGUGUACGGGGAACGUAGCCUUCUUCAACCGUGCUUCCUCUUAUUUCGCUCCCUUCUUGGGACGAUUGGGGUGACUUCUGCUAUUUUGGAAAGCCUCUCUCUAUUUUUUGGACCUGGGCUUUGUAGCUUCCUCUCAGGGAUGUUGCUAUCCAUGUUAAUAAUAAUGAUGAUGAUAUGGUAGUAAUAAUAAUAAUAAUAAAUUAAUAGGCAGCUUGGCACAAGAGGCAAGGUUGGGCUAGAAAGGUAAGAAAGAAACGAGGUGCCUGCCUUAGCCUUCAGAUAUAUUCUAGGGAAGGUUUGGUUUGAAGGGGUCCUUGGUGCUCUCUGAGCUUGGUGGUUUUCUUGCAGACGUUUCAUAACCC
This is a messenger RNA of Thamnophis elegans (Western terrestrial garter snake), 2077 nucleotides long. RefSeq names its product microtubule organization protein AKNA-like. Gene Ontology annotation, cellular component: centrosome. The coding region runs from base 103 to 1560 and encodes 485 amino acids. Gene Ontology annotation, biological process: neuroblast division in subventricular zone; neuroblast delamination; epithelial to mesenchymal transition. The record is from RefSeq and is a predicted model, not a curated record. NCBI's taxonomy places the organism in Eukaryota, Metazoa, Chordata, Lepidosauria, Squamata, Natricidae. The transcript has 10 exons.